AUGGCAGAUUCGGGAAAGAAUAAUUCGAGGGCGAUCAUAAAGAUUGACCCGAAGAUUCUUGCCCUAUAUCAGAAAGGACCGUAUGAUGCAUCGCGUCAGAAACGAUUCAAAUUUAAUGUGGAUGUCAUUCCACUGGAGCUGAUGUAUCGGGAAUUGGGAAUUGAAGUACCGGAUGUACCGUACUGCGGAUUACCGUGGGUUCAGUAUCAGGAGGAUCCAACGCUGCCGCAAUACCAGCGGAAACGGCCUAAUUACAUAAAAAAUUGGUUGUCAACGGACAGGUGCAUUCCUGAGCCGUACAUAAAGGAAUAUGUGACAGAUGAGCAGUUCAAAGCUGCCGCGGAGCGUGCAUUGGAAAAAGUUCCAGAAUUUAGAAAAGAAGUUGAAGCCAGGAAACUAUUGGCACCACAGGAAGAGAAAACCCUGCAGGAUUCAGAACCGUCAACCAAAUCGGUACAAGAGAAGACUAUGGAUACGGUGUCAAAACUGAAGGAGAGAUCGGCGCCAGAAGAGGUGCUAGCUCAGCCUCAGGAAGACAAACAACCAGCAACGGAAGUAAGCCUCAUUGAUUUUGAUGAUGCCACGGAAGAAAAUGAUCAUUCGUCUAACUACGAAACACCGGCUAAUAAACAUGAUGAAACUUUGCACUUACCCAAGAUGAAAAUUGUGCGUACUGGUCAAGCGACAUUUCAUGCGUCCCAGGCCGGACUGGAAAACUUUCUUUCUGAUAAGGAUUUCGAAUUCACGGAUGAGGAAUUUUUGGAACAAGCAGCCAAUGUGGAUGAUAAAUUGACCGUGGUCAAAACGAAGCAGGAGUUACAGGAAGUCGUGCGAGAUUCAAUUCCAUUCCUUAUACGGGGAAUACGCAGGAUUGUGGCACAGUCCAAAUUAAAACUGGACUCUAUCGGUGAAUCGCAAAAGCUGGAUCAGCUCCUACAGGAAGAAAGAAAGGAAAAAUUGAAAUUCCAGUCGGAAUUUAAUGAAAUGCGGAAGAAAUGUGAAGCAGCUUGUAAAGAGCGGGAUACCGCAUUGUAUAAGAAUCGCGCAUUAUCAGAUAGUUUACAAAAUUAUCGUGAAAAUUCAGAUACGGAUAAAAAGGAGUAUAACAAAUUACUAGAAGAGUUUCAACAGUUAAAGGAUGGUAACCGCGAAGUGGAAAAUGCAGCGGAAGAACUUCGGCGGGAAAAUGAAAAUUUGCGGGCAUCCAGAAAUCCGAAGGUGAACCAGCAGGCGGAAGCCGAGCUGCAAAAACAAAAUCAGAAAUUAACCGAACAGAAUCAAAGGUUGCGUGCUGAAUUACAGCAACAGAGGGAUGCUUAUGCCGAGUUACAAAAGAAAAAUGGACAGGAUGUGAAUCAAAUCGAGUCACUGAGAAGACAGUUGACAGAAGAACAAAAGCGUAUCAAUCCAAAUGCAGAUUAUGUGGCAGAACUGCAACAGGAGUUAGCCACAGUCAAAUCGCAGAAUGAAAUGUACUUGUCCUCUUCACGAGCGGCAACGUCGGCAGUGACCAAGAGCAGGGAGGAAACCCUGUUGGCCACAAUUGAACAAUAUAAAGUUGAAAUCGCGGCAGAAAAAGCAGAGAAGGAGAAGCUGCAAAAGGAAUGCAGAGAAUUACGAAUUGAGGAAGAGGAACAAGUGGAAGUCCUGUUGGAAGGCCUGAAAAAGCAUAGACCAGGCUGGUAUGCAACCUUAUACCGCAAUAGGCCGGAAACUUACGAAGAGUUCGAAACGCAAAGCCGAGAAGUGCCGGCAGCAUUAAUGAUGCAGAAAACCGUACCAAUCGUGGCGGAUUUCAGUCCCGCGGAAGCUAUUUCCAGCCGCGUGGAGGCCGCGGGAAUUACCUUGGAAGUACGAGAACGCGAGUACCCGGAAUUAUAUAUGAAUAUGAUGGAGAUGGCCAAGGAGCUGAAGGUGAUCGAUGAAAAAGACGAAGUGGGAAGCAUUUGA
Messenger RNA from Paramacrobiotus metropolitanus, 1950 nucleotides. Its product is annotated as dynactin subunit 1-like. The coding region runs from base 1 to 1950 and encodes 649 amino acids. The record is from RefSeq and is a predicted model, not a curated record. NCBI's taxonomy places the organism in Eukaryota, Metazoa, Tardigrada, Eutardigrada, Parachela, Macrobiotidae. The transcript has 4 exons.